ACAGCUUGUCAGCUUUGGCCCUGCCCACUGGCCUGUGAAACAAGGGAGUUGUGUUUUUUUCCCUUGGCUGAGACUCUGAAGUUCCCCGAAGGACGAGGAGGAUCCUUGUUGUUGAGACAGGCGUUAUUGCUCUGGAGUGUUGACGCUGUCGAUUCUAUUUCUCUCCCUCCACCCAUCUCUCAAAAAUAGGAGAAAACGCAAAGCUCUGCUAUUGCUGCUAUUAAAAUCCCCCUUUCACUCUUUCUUUCUCCCUCGUUCUCUGACAAAUUAGAGAAAAUACUACCUCUGCUACCACUGCAAUUUUGUCUGUUUUGUCUCUUUCUCCCUCUCCCUCUCACUUUCACUCUCGCCCUCCCUGUCCAUCUAUUUUGUGCUUGGGGCUGAUCAGUUCAGAAGGAGCUAUGUUGGAGGGGCUUUUACCCCAGAUGCCCCCACUUUUGACCCUUCUAGGGGUGGUGCUGGUGCUGUUUCUGCUCUACCUGCUGUCUUCCACCCCUGGGCAGGGAAAAGACCCACCGGGACCCAGACCCCUGCCCCUCCUUGGGAACCUGCUGCUCCUGGACCUCAAACAGCUCCACCUGUCUCUCUGUGAGCUGUCCAAGAAAUAUGGAUCUGUGUUCACCAUAUACUUGGGCCCCAAGAAGGUGGUUGUCCUGGCAGGCUACAAGACGGUCAAACAGGCGCUGGUCAACUACGCUGAAGAGUUUGGAGACCGGGAAAUUGCAGCCAUGUUUACAGAUGCUUUUAAAGGGCAUGGUGUGCUGUUCUCCAACGGAAACUCCUGGAAAGAGAUGAGACGCUUCUCCCUCACCAACCUGCGCGACUUCGGAAUGGGCAAGAGGGGGAGUGAGGAGAAGAUCAUCGAGGAAUCGCGAUACCUCAUCGAGGUGUUUGAGAAUUUUAAGGGCAAGCCGUUCAACACCACUCAGCCAGUCAAUUACUCCGUCUCCAACAUAAUCAGCGCCAUCAUGUAUGGCUGCCGCUUUGACUACGCUGACCCCGCCUUUCAAAAAAUGGUCGACAGGGCAAAUGAAAAUAUUCGACUCCUUGGUUCAGCUGAAAUACGGUUGUACAACAUGUUCCCCUGGCUGCGCUGGUGCUGUGGCUGGUGGCUGGUAAAUCGGACCCAGAUUUUGAAGAACUUCGAAAAGAACAUUGAUGAGAUUACGGGGUUGGUGAAGGGACUGAAGAACACACUCAACUCCCAGGACCUCAGGGGAUUUGUGGACUCCUUCCUGGUUCGGCAGCAGGAGGAGUCAGACCAGCUGGGUUCCUACUUCCAUAACAACAACCUGCACUAUACUGUCAGCAACUUGUUCGGAGCAGGGACAGAUACCACUGGAACCACCCUGAGAUGGGGUCUGCUGCUGAUGGCCAAGUACCCCCACAUACAGGACCAGGUUCAGGAGGAGUUGAGCCGGGUCAUUGGGGACCGGGAACCCCGGGUGGAGGACCGGAGGAACCUGCCCUACACAGACGCUGUGAUCCACGAGAUCCAGAGACUGGCUAACAUUGUACCCAUGAGCCUUCCCCACACCACCAGCUGUGACGUCACCUUCCAGGGAUACGUCAUCAAGAAGGGAACUACAGUGAUCCCACUCCUGACGUCGGUGCUGCAGGAUGAGGAGGAGUGGGAGACCCCCCACAGCUUCAACCCCGGCCACUUCCUGGAUGAGAAGGGCUGCUUCAUCAAGAGAGACGCCUUCAUGCCCUUCUCUGCAGGGCGACGGGCCUGUCUGGGAGAGAGUCUGGCCAGGAUGGAGCUCUUCCUCUUCUUCACCUUCCUACUGCAGAGGUUCCGCUUCACACCACCGCCAAGGGUGUCGGAGGAUGAGCUGGACCUGACGCCGACUGUGGGGUUCACCCUCAGCCCUUCCCCCCAUCUGCUGUGCGCUGUGAGCCGGACCUAAACCCCACUCCAGCUGAUGGAUGUGAACUUAAGCUUUUUUGUUCUUCACUAAACCUUUCUUUGAUCAUGACUUACUGUGAAUGUUUAUAUGUUACAUUACAUUACAGGCAUUUGGCAGACGCUCUUAUCCAGAGCGACGUACAACAAAGU
Molecule: messenger RNA, 2059 nt
Organism: Anguilla anguilla (European eel)
Lineage: Eukaryota; Metazoa; Chordata; Actinopteri; Anguilliformes; Anguillidae
Product: cytochrome P450 2K1-like
Exons: 9
Coding region: 402-1910 (502 amino acids)
Biological process (GO): xenobiotic metabolic process
Cellular component (GO): cytoplasm; intracellular membrane-bounded organelle
Molecular function (GO): oxidoreductase activity, acting on paired donors, with incorporation or reduction of molecular oxygen, reduced flavin or flavoprotein as one donor, and incorporation of one atom of oxygen; iron ion binding; heme binding
Source: RefSeq, a predicted model, not a curated record